Molecule: messenger RNA, 1083 nt
Organism: Phymastichus coffea
Lineage: Eukaryota; Metazoa; Arthropoda; Insecta; Hymenoptera; Eulophidae
Product: histone-lysine N-methyltransferase KMT5B-like
Exons: 3
Coding region: 1-1083 (360 amino acids)
Cellular component (GO): nucleus
Molecular function (GO): histone H4K20 methyltransferase activity; protein binding
Source: RefSeq, a predicted model, not a curated record
AUGUUUGAAUUACAACUGGAAAGUGAGAAGCAUAAAAAAAUUGGUAUGAGCAGCUGGGCAUUGAUGCAAGUAGAUGAUUUGAUGAAGUAUACUAUCUUAGAUUCAUAUACAGGAUUUGUAACUCGCAAAAUACAUCCUAUCAGUUCGUUUACUGACGAAAACAAAAAGGCUGCAGAGAAAAUUAUUUUAAAAAGAAUGGUGAUUAAUGACAAAGAAAUUGGAAAAGUAGAAGAAGCAUUGAAAACUUUAUUUCAGCAGCAUAAAUUAUAUUAUCAUUUUAGCAUCAAAUAUUCUACCUGGGUUAAUGAACCCAUGAGAUUUUAUUUAAGAACAAUAUCUUCUGAUUCUCUAGUAAAUAUUCAAGAAUGUAGGCGUUAUGAAAAUGAAAAAAAUGGUCUCAAAAUCAUUGCCAAAACAGAUAUUGAUAAGAAUGUUGAAAUAAGAUGUUUAGCAGGAAUUUAUAAAACUAUGGAUACGAAAAGAGAAGAUUUGUUAAGAGAACGAAAACUUAACUUUUCAAUUAUUCAAAGGACAAGAAAUAAUGAUCCAGUACUGAUGUUAGGAACUGCAGCACUAGUAAAUCAUGAUUGUUAUCCCAAUUGUAUAUAUUUCACAGUUUCGAAACAUCUUUUGAUUAUCUUAACUACUAGGAAAAUAAAAAAAGAUGAAGAGUUAGUCACAUAUUAUGGUCAAAAUUACUUUGGACCCAAUAACAAAGAAUGUCAAUGUGCUACAUGUGAAAUGAAUGAUAAUGGUUUUUUUUCUGGAGGUAGUAGUGGUUGCAAUCUACAUGAAAGCCAAAGUAUUGUUCAACAAAUUGAUGAAAACAAUGUAGAACAAUUUAAGAAUGAGCUCGUUAUUAAAGACUGCACCAUUCAACAAAUUGAUCCUAAGCAUAUUCAUAUGCCUGAUGAAAUUUCAAGCUUUUAUUCAAACAGUAAACUAGAGAGUAAAUCUAGUUUCAAUAAGGAAUCUGUUGAAAGCUCUCCUAAAAGUUAUUCUGCUUUAGAUAUGAAAUCUGAUAUGACACUAUGUGGCACCAUCGGCGAUUUUGUUUGCAAUUCACUGUAUCAAAAAUGCUGA